This is a messenger RNA of Penicillium cataractarum, 3255 nucleotides long. It is a transcript of the gene treA, whose product is annotated as alpha,alpha-trehalase treA. The record is from RefSeq and is a predicted model, not a curated record. Gene Ontology annotation, molecular function: alpha,alpha-trehalase activity; carbohydrate binding. The coding region runs from base 1 to 3255 and encodes 1084 amino acids. The transcript is spliced from 4 exons. Gene Ontology annotation, cellular component: fungal-type cell wall. Gene Ontology annotation, biological process: trehalose catabolic process. Lineage: Eukaryota; Fungi; Ascomycota; Eurotiomycetes; Eurotiales; Aspergillaceae.
AUGCAGUUCAAAUCUUUCCUUUGGACGGCACUGCCGGUGCUCCUCCAACUGGACUCACUGGCCGUUGCGGAUUCUCCAGCAAGCCGUGUGAACAGAUGCUUGAAGGCCUAUGCCGGAAAUGGUGCAUCCGCAUCAUCCAAAAGCAGAAAUGUCUAUCAGACCGACUUUGAAGGCGUGACCUGGGACGACGACAAUUGGCUCCUGACAACCACUACUCUCGAGCAAGGUCGUUUCCAAACACGAGGCUCCGUCGCUAACGGCUACCUCGGUAUCAAUGUUGCCAGCGUCGGUCCAUUCUUCGAAAUGGAUGACGAAGCUAUGGGAGGCGACGUGAUUAGCGGAUGGCCGCUCUUCUCGCGACGCCAGUCGUUCGCAACGAUUAGUGGUUUCUGGGAUUCCCAGCCUACCACUAACAGCUCGAAUUUUGGCUGGAUCUCCCAGUACGGCAGUGACAGCGUGAUCAGUGGUGUUCCCCACUGGAGUGGUUUGAUCUUGGAGCUUGAUAAUGGUACCUACUUGGAUGCAAAGGUUGAUAACUCGACCAUCUCGAACUUUACCUCUACCUAUGACUUCCAGGCUGGUGUCCUGUCGUGGUCCUAUCGAUGGAAGCCCGAGGGCGAUCAUGGUACCUUUGAUAUCAAGUACCGCCUCUUCGCCAACAAGCUGUAUGUCAACCAGGCUGUUGUGGAUAUGGAGAUUGUUGCCUCCCAGGACUCCAAUGGAACUAUUGCCAAUGUUCUGGAGGGAUAUUCUGCCGUUCGCACAGACUUUGUUCAUUCCGGCGAGGACAAUGGUGCUAUUUACUCGGCUGUGCGGCCAAAUGGUAUCGCCAAUGUCACGGCCUAUAUCUACGCCAAUCUGACCGCCACUUCUAGCGUGGAUCUGUCUUCGCGGAAGCUGGUUGAUAACAAGCCAUAUGUCAGCUCCAACUCUUCUUCUAUCGCACAGACUGUGCCCGUCACUUUCAAAAAGGGAAAGACCGUGCGUGUCACUAAGUUUGUCGGUGGCGCUUCUACCGAUGCGUUUGCCAACCCUCAGAAUGUCGCCAAGGCAGCGGUCUCGUUUGCGGCUAUGAACGGAUAUGCCAAGUCACUUCGCACUCACGUUGUCGAAUGGGCAAGUGUCAUGCCCGUUGACUCGGUCGAUCAUUAUGCCUUCCCCAACGGCAGUCUGCCCGAGGACAGCUACAUCGUCGAUUCUGCCGUGAUCGCAGUGGCCAACACCUACUAUCUCCUGCAGAACACCGUCGGCAAGAACGCCAUGAAAAUGUCCAACAGCACCACCCUCAACCGAGACAGUAUCUCCGUCGGUGGUUUGACCUCUGACUCCUACGCUGGUCAAGUCUUCUGGGAUGCCGAUGUCUGGAUGCAACCCGGUCUGGCUGCGUCUCACCCAGAAUCUGCUCAACGCAUUACCAAUUACCGUGUGGACAGAUAUGGCCAGGCCCAGGAGAACAUUAAGACUGCGUAUGCUGGCUCGCAGAACCAGACAUACUUCUCUCCUGAUGCUGCUAUUUAUCCCUGGACCAGUGGACGCGCUGGAAACUGUACCGCUACCGGUCCUUGCUGGGAUUACGAGUACCACUUGAAUGGUGACAUUGGCUUGUCGAUCAUUAACGAGUGGGUUGCUAGUGGUGACAACAAGACCUUCAAGGAGAGCUUCUUCCCGAUUUAUGACUCGGUCGCAACACUCUAUGCCGAUCUACUGGUGAAGAACGGAUCCUACUGGACUCUCACGAAUAUGACUGAUCCUGACGAGUAUGCCAACCACGUCGACGCGGGUGGCUUCACUAUGCCGCUCAUUGCUCAGACUCUGUCGUAUGCCAAUCAAUUCCGCCAGCAGUUUGGUCUCGCUGAGAACGCCACAUGGGACGAGAUGGCAAAGAAUGUCCUGGUCAUCCGUGAGAACGGCGUCACUCUGGAGUUCACCACUAUGAACGGCAGUGCUGUCGUGAAGCAGGCCGAUGUUGUCCUGAACACUUAUCCUCUGGACUACACCACCAACUACACCACCCAGGAUUCCCUGAAUGACCUUGACUACUACGCAAACAAGCAAUCCCCCGACGGACCAGCCAUGACAUGGGCCAUCUUCUCCGCCGUCGCAAACGAAAUGUCUCCCUCAGGCUGCUCAGCAUACACCUACGCGCAAUACGCCUUCAAGCCCUACGCCCGCGCCCCCUUCUACCAAAUGUCCGAACAACUCAUUGACAACGCCACCACAAAUGGGGGCACCCACCCAGCCUUCCCCUUCCUAACCGGCCACGGCGGUUCCAACCAAGUAGUUCUAUUCGGCUACCUAGGACUGCGCCUCCUGCCCGACGAUAUCCUCCACGUCGACCCCAACCUGCCCCCUCAAAUCCCCUACCUGAAAUACCGCACCUUCUACUGGCGCGGCUGGCCCAUCUCCGCAUGGUCAAAUUACACCCACACAACACUCACCCGGGCAAACAGCCAACCCCUCGACACGGCAGACACCCGCUUCAAGAACUCCUCCAUAACCGUGCACGCAGGGCCAGAAUCAAACUUUACUUCCUACAAGCUAUCCACCCACGGCAAAAUCGUCAUUCCAAACCGCCAAAUCGGCUACGUCAACUCUAUAACCGGAAACCUAGUCCAAUGCCAACCAAUCACUUCCUCAGAUACCUACGAACCGGGCCAAUUCCCCAUCUCCGCCAACGACGGCGCAACAUCCACAAAAUGGCAACCAAGCCUCGCCUCAAACCUCAGCGCGAUUACAAUCUCCCUAGAACACGAGGCAGGCCAACUAGUCUCGGGCUUCAAAUUCGAUUGGGCCCAAGCACCACCGAUCAACGCAACCAUCAUCUUCCACAACAAGACCCUGUCCAAUCCCGCGCAGACCUACGAGUCCGGGUCUAGCAGUGAUUACCAGGUGAUUAGUUCGCUGAGGAAUAUCACCUUGUCCAAUCCGUAUCAGGAGGGUGUGACCAAUUUGGAUGCUAUCGCUAUUCCGGUCGGGAAUACUACGAAUGUGACGCUUUCGAGUCCUGUGCCUGUGGCGCGGUUUGCCUCGUUGCUUAUUGUGGGUAAUCAGGCGCUUGAUGAGGUCGAUGUUAAGGCUGGGAAUGGGACUGGUGCGACUGUUGCUGAGUGGGCGAUUAUCGGGCAGAACUCUAGUGACAGUCAGAGUGGUGGUUCUGCUAAGCGCGCUAUGAAUGCUCGUAUCGCGGCUAGUAUGGCUGGCUCGCGGGCGUUCAUGGAGCGUCGGUAUAAGAAUUCUGUCAAGAGCGGAUUGUAA